Molecule: messenger RNA, 692 nt
Organism: Phytophthora nicotianae INRA-310
Lineage: Eukaryota; Oomycota; Peronosporomycetes; Peronosporales; Peronosporaceae
Exons: 1
Coding region: 168-485 (105 amino acids)
Source: RefSeq, a predicted model, not a curated record
AGCGCAGAUGUCCUACCUGGCCCAUGUCUGACGUUGCGAGCCUCGACCAAAACUGAAGCGCGCCACGCCAGCCGCCACGCACUUCAGAAUUGCAUUUCCAGUCGAGUACUGAAGCCCCACAACAACAAGAAGAAGAAGAACACACAGAAACGACCCAUUCAAUCAAGAUGCCUGUCGAGAUCAAUACCCCCGAGGAGUUCAACGCCGCCAUCGGCGAGAAGAAGCUGACGGUUGUGCAGUUCUCUGCGCCGUGGUGCGGCGGCUGCAAGAUGGUGGCCCCUAAGGUGACCAAGCUGAUGGAGUCGGACUUCCCUGACGUCAAGUUUCUCAAGGUGAGCGCGGAAGAGCUGGAGGAUUUCUGCGAGGAGAUCGACGUGGACAGCUUCCCGACGUUCCGCGUGUACAAGGACGGCGAGGUGGCGGCGUCGUACGUGAGCUCCAAGUUCGAGAAGGUGGAGCAGUUCAUCCGUGAGAACGCGAAGUAAGUGGUGGCGAUUUGCAACCGACUUCCGUGGCGCCUGCAUUGCGGGCUUGGAUAUCCGACUUAUUGGCGCGUGCUCUUGGCCAUCUGUCGAACUGUUGGAGAGCACUCGAGUUUAGAUGAGCUUGUCCUUAGCACUGCAUAUUUGUAGUGAAGGGCAGGGCGCCUACUAAUAUAUUGAAAUAUAAAACUAUUUCACCUGAACCAUAAC